AUGGCCUUCCCGCACUUUGGACACCCGUAUGGCAGCGCUUCCCAGUUUCUGGUGUCUGCAAAUUCCAGCGCCACUUGCUGCGAAUCCUCCCCGAGCUCUGUCCCAGACGUGGCCUCCGGCUCCACCCCGGCGGCAGCUCUCUGCUUAGCACCGUACGAUAGCCGGCUGCUGGGCAGUGCGCGGCCAGAGCUGGGCACAGCCUUGGGCAUCUAUGGAGCCCCCUACGCGGCCGCUGCAGCUGCCCAGAGCUACCCUGGGUACCUGCCCUACAGUCCGGAGCCACCCGCGCUGUACGGGGCGCUGAACGCACAGUAUGAAUUUAAGGAGACUGCAGGGAACUUCACACCCAGCCUGUCACAACCGGGAGCCUACUGUCCCUAUGAGCCGACUCUGGGACAAUACCCCUAUGACCGGUACGGCAGCACUGUGGAGUUGACUGGUGCCGGGCGCAGGAAGAACGCCACCCGGGAAACCACGAGCACGCUCAAGGCCUGGCUCCAGGAGCACCGCAAGAACCCCUACCCCACCAAGGGCGAGAAGAUCAUGCUGGCCAUUAUCACCAAGAUGACCCUCACCCAGGUGUCCACCUGGUUCGCCAACGCGCGCCGGCGCCUCAAGAAGGAGAACAAGAUGACGUGGGCGCCCAAGAACAAAGGCGGGGAGGAGAGGAAGGCAGAGGAUGGGGCCGAGGAGUCGCUGGGCUGCCUACCCGGCGGUGACACCAAAGACCUCGCUGCGAGCCGGGAAGCUCGGGGAUUCCGGCUGAGUGACCUGGAGGACCUGGAGGAAGAAGAGGGGGAGGAGGAGGAGGAGGAGGAGGAAGAGGAAGAAGAGGAGGCAGCGGUCCCAGCUACGGACAGGCUCGCUGAGUUCCACAAGGACGCGCAGGCGCGGGGGACGCCUUGCGCUGCAGCUCCAAUGGGCCGGCGGGAGCGCAGGGAGUGCGGCCUGGCGGCGCCCCACUUCUCCUUCAAUGAGCCCCCGGGAUCGGGAGAAGCUGACUUCCUCCGGGCGGAGCCAGGGGCCCCCACCCUGACCACGCACUACCCCUGCAGCCAGAAGCCGCGCAUCUGGUCCCUGGCGCACACGGCCACAGCCAGCGCUGCCGAAGGGGCACGUCCCACCCCGCCCAAGCCGCGAAGCCCCGAGUGCUGCCUGAUUCUCCGACAGCCCGCAGGCCCCGGCGGGCGACCCCCGGUCCUCAGAGACUCCGCGCGCGAGGAGCCCGGCCGCGCAGCCAAAGCCUUUGGGAAGCCCCCGUUUGCGAUGCAGGGGCUGCCCCUGAGCUGCGCCCCGUGCCCGCGGCGGAGGGAGCCCGCAGGGCAGUGCCAGUACCCGUCGGGAGCAGAAGGAGCAGAGCUGCGAAAGCCAACGUCUGGCCCGGUGGGUGCCCAUCUUGCCACCUGGGAGCCCACAGAGAUAAGGAGGCGCGGUGGGGAGAUGGAGACGAAGAGGCUGCGUCCCCAGGACAUGAGGGAGCCCACCCACGCAGCCAUUCCCGAGACCCACCGCUGCUUCUCCGGUGACGUGGGCCGUCAACUUCCGAUUUUGACGUCGCCCCUGGGAGCUGAGUUGCUGUCACUCAUUGUGCAAGCGGUUCUGAUGGAUGCCAUCCAUCCCACACACUGGAUCUCUGCCUUGCCCAUCUGGAUCGGAGAUAGACACCCAUGA
Myotis myotis is the source of this 1671-nucleotide messenger RNA. It is a transcript of the gene IRX6, whose product is annotated as iroquois homeobox 6. Gene Ontology annotation, biological process: cell development; regulation of transcription by RNA polymerase II; neuron differentiation. Gene Ontology annotation, molecular function: RNA polymerase II cis-regulatory region sequence-specific DNA binding; DNA-binding transcription factor activity, RNA polymerase II-specific. NCBI's taxonomy places the organism in Eukaryota, Metazoa, Chordata, Mammalia, Chiroptera, Vespertilionidae. Bases 1 to 1671 code for a protein of 556 amino acids. The record is from RefSeq and is a predicted model, not a curated record. The transcript is spliced from 6 exons. Gene Ontology annotation, cellular component: nucleus.